AUGCAUAACUCAGACAUGAUCUGCUUUGUUGUAGGGAGCUUCUUAUGGUUCCCGCAAGUGAGAGGUGAGGAAGGCUGCCUCAACACUGAACUCUGUUCAGGUACAGAAUGGGACCGUCUGUGGUAUAUCUGGCUGGUGCUGGUGGCUGGGGGGCUCCUGCUGCUGUGUGGGCUGGUCUCUGUCUGUGUCAGGUGCUGCUUCCAGUGCCACCAGACCGGGGACGAGUCUGGGACCUCUCAGCCCUACGAGGUCACCGUCAUCGCCUUUGACCACGACAGCACCCUCCAGAGCACCAUCACUUCUCUCCACUCGGUGUUUGGGCCAGCUGCCAGGAGGAUUUUAGCUGUGGCACACUCCCACAAUUCUGCCCAGGGAACACCUCCCCUGUCAGCCUCAGACACCCCUCCAGUGUACGAAGAAGCUCUGCACAUGAGCAGGUUCACGGUGGCCAAGGCAGGACAGAAGGUGCCAGACCUGGAUCCGGUGCCGGAGGAAAAACCUGCCGAGGGCAAGGAUGCCCAGCCAGCCCUCCCAGGACACUGA
Messenger RNA from Sturnus vulgaris (Common starling), 543 nucleotides. NCBI's taxonomy places the organism in Eukaryota, Metazoa, Chordata, Aves, Passeriformes, Sturnidae. The record is from RefSeq and is a predicted model, not a curated record.